Molecule: messenger RNA, 4004 nt
Organism: Schistosoma haematobium
Lineage: Eukaryota; Metazoa; Platyhelminthes; Trematoda; Strigeidida; Schistosomatidae
Product: Histone deacetylase 8
Exons: 4
Coding region: 934-1410 (158 amino acids)
Source: RefSeq, a predicted model, not a curated record
UCUCAUUUGCCUCACAGCUUGGACUGCGAUAGACCAAACCAAUCAGCAGCUCUUGUCCCUUGCAUUUUAAGCGAAGACUAACUAAUUCACACGUCCCACUCUCAUGGGAUACACUAUCGAUAAUGGUAAAUGGGAUAGCAUUCCUAAUGAAUAGAGCUACUCCCCCUCCUUUGCGCUUUUGUGUUCUGUCGGCCCUUACUAACGUAAAGCCCUCGAAAUCAAGUUCUAUACUAUCUAUAGCCUGUGUCAGCCAGGUUUCUGUUACUGCGAUUAUAUCUGGCUUUAUAGAGUCAAUCUGCGUCUUUAGAUUGUCUGAAAAGUGUAUGAGAAUAAAGGUGUGGUUUUUAAAGGAUGGACGAGGAUCAUCGCAAACUCGGAUAGAGUGUGGUUCAAGAUAAUGAAGUAACAAUAGGUUGAUAUUAAGGUAACUUCCUGCCAUUCUAAAAAUUUUCAAGAUGAACGUGAUGGUCCUCUUGCUGAAGUUCUUCAUAAAUAAUUUUCUGUACUGUAGAUGUUUAUACUGAUACUUAGAAACAAUCUGGGUUAGUGAAAGUAGAUAUUCUUAACAACCCUCGCGCCCCCAUUCUAACCAGAGUUAUGAAUAGCGAAGCCCUUGAGAUAAUCGAGAUUAAACGUAAAUCCUUCGGAAAUUUGGGUCCAAGUCUAUGCUGUAAAAUAGAUAUUUCACUUAACCAGUCAGCUGUACUGGCGCUGCUGGCCACUCCUGAAAUUUAGUUCUAAAAGUAAAUGGUUAUGACUGACCACGUUUAUGGUCUAGUUGUAUAUUUAUAUUCACCAAUCCACUUCAUAUCUGAUUCGCAUCCCGUCCUGAAUACCUACCUAUAUUUCUGUACAGUAGGUUUAUUGUCUUUUCUAGCGGAUUUGGUCCAAAGAUGACUCACUGAAAAACUCCAAUCAAAUUGCUGCGCACUAAUGUCUGUUGGUAUCGUUUAUGGUGAUCAGUAUAGACGGCUGUGUUGUAGCUCACCUAAGUUUGGCGACAGAUACGCCUUGGUCAUGGAUUUAAUCAAUGCAUACAAACUCAUUCCAGAACUUUCUCGUGUGCCUCCCUUACAGUGGGAUUCACCUAAUCGCAUGUAUGAAGCAGUGACUACCUUUCACUCUAAAGAAUAUGUUGAUGCUCUUAAGAAAUUACAAAUGCUACACAUUGAGGAGAAAGAAUUGACUGCUGAUGACGAGUUGCUUAUGGAUUCAUUUAGUCUGAAUUAUGACUGCCCUGGUUUUCCUAGUGUUUUUGAUUAUUCGUUAGCUGCUGUUCAAGGUAGUUUAGCUGCAGCUAAUGCUUUAAUCUGUCGUCAUUGUGAGGUAAAACUCUUUACACUAUUUAUCUUUAGGGCAAAAGUAUCAAUUGAGUAUUAUAAUACUUUUGUCGUUCCUACUUCUUACUGAACACAACGUUGCGUUACUAUUAUUGUUGUUUCUGUUCCACCUCUGAUUUAACUAAUAACUUAAUUGAUAUACUUUUUUAAAAAUUUCAAAGUGGAUUCUAAUCGCAGAAAAAAUUCUCAUCAAAAAAACAGCAAUCACUGUUAAAAAAUACUUUUUAAGAAAAAUUGUUGGCUACUUAUGGGUAAUAAAGCGAUUUAUUCCUUCCCCUUCGAGUAAGAUCGACUUUACUACAAAUACAUAUUCUCGCAAAGCCGAAAAGUAGUCGUUUCUAUUUUGUAAUGAGAGUUUAAAGUAAAAAUUGUGAUUCACAAAAAAGUAUUUUCAAUACCUUUUUAAAUAAUAAAAGAACACCAAAAGUCUAUUACAUAAUACAAUAAUCUGAGUCUCAAUUUUCGUCUACUAACAGAAAACUUUCUAAUGUAAUAAAGUAUACAUCUUCAUAUAUUUUUAAGUUGGUUUGACCCUUUGUUUUGCUUCUUGCUACUGUAAAGUACAUUUUGGUUUCUUUAGUAUUGCAAAACCCAAGCUAUAUCAAAGCUUUAUUACGAACUAUUGAAAUUCGUUUUAACAAUUAAUUAGGUGUUUCAUAAAUUAGAAAGUGCGAUAUUUUACAUACUCCUGAUUACUCCGUCAUGUGGCAUAACUUCCCUAAACUCUUCUGUAGUUUCUUAUAAGCUCGAUUCCUAAGACAAUCAUGUUAACAAAGACUGUCCUAAAAAUCAAGUUUGAAUUGGGCUCUAAAAAUAAAGAAAGUAAACCAGUGAAAAUCGCAUAAAUGGUUUUGGGAAUGUAUAUUUAAGGUCCUUUGAAAUUAUGGUGUAGCUUUUAGAGCGCUUGACUCGCAAGCAGUAACCAUCUGCGUAUGUUUAUUAUGAUUGGUUGAGGUUGCAGGUUCAAGCUUCACCAUACUUCGUUUGGAUAACCACCCAACCUCACACAAAAUGUAUGGUUUAAUGCCGAUUAUAUAAAUUUAUUUGGUCGUUAUCAACUGGGGCGGUGGGUGGCAUCAUGCCAAAAGAAGUGAAGCUUCUGGAUUUUGCUAUUUAAAUGAUGCCGUUUUGGCCGUCCAUCGACUGGUUUCAUCAACUCCAUCAGAAAUUUCACCCAACAGACAGACACGAGUAUUGUAUGUUGACCUUGAUCUUCAUCAUGGUGAUGGAGUAGAAGAAGCUUUCUGGUAUAGUCCUCGUGUAGUUACGUUUUCCGUACAUCAUGCCUCUCCUGGUUUCUUUCCCGGUACAGGAACCUGGAAUAUGGUCGAUAAUGAUAAACUACCGAUUUUCUUAAAUGGCGCUGGUCGUGGCAGAUUCUCAGCAUUCAAUUUGCCAUUAGAAGAAGGUAUCAAUGAUUUAGACUGGUCAAAUGCUAUUGGCCCUAUACUUGAUUCUCUUAACAUGGUUAUUCAACCAAGUUAUGUUGUAGUUCAAUGUGGAGCCGAUUGUUUAGCUACUGAUCCACAUCGAAUAUUUCAUUUAACUAAUUUUUAUCCUAGUUUCAAUUCAGAUUGCGACCCAGAAUGUAGUUUAAGUGGCUAUUUGUACGCUAUUAAGAAAAUUUUAUCAUGGAAAGUUCCAACUUUGAUACUUGGAGGUGGUGGCUAUAAUUUUCCGGAUACAGCCAGGCUAUGGACAAGAGUUACAGCUCUGACAAUUGAAGAAGUUAAGGGUAAAAAGUAUGUUGCUUUCAAAUUUUUUUAGUUCUUGAUCUAUUUUUUAGUGCUAAUAUGUUGUCUCGUUUUAGAGAAUUCAUGAAUAAUUCACUAGGUUCAUCAUCGAAGACUUAGUUCCAACUAAUCUGCCAUCUUGAUUCUUUAAUCUGUAGAAUUUUGUAAAUGUAUGAUUAGUUUGGUAUGUUCAAAUUCAGUUGUUUUUUGAACUUGAUGUUUCAUUAUCAAGGUGCGUGCUAUCACCAAUGUGACUUAACAGGAUAGUGAAGUAACUUGACUUCUCACCGAUAUUCUUUAUCAAAAUGUCUAUCUUAUUGUUGUGUGUGGCUAGCGAACUAUUAAGUUUCUUGUGACACGUAAUCAUAAUCUAGAGGAUACCACUGAUAUUUAUCAGUCUCAAUUAGAAAGCUUAAAAUUACGUAUGCACUUUAAUACACUUGUACGAAGCAGUGCUUAUCGUUGACAUGGGAUUUAUUCAAUUUCUUACUAUCCUUAUUGUAAAGAUUUAAAGCUUGGAUUUCAAAUAUUUUCACAUUUUUGUCGCUUCCCAGGGUUUUAUUUAUCCUAGUCAAAGCUUAUGACAUCAGUCUAGAUGCCUACUUUCAUACGACAACCUUAUAAUGUAGCCUUUAUUCAAGGAAGACCAUGUAUAAAUUAGUGGGGUCAGUCAGUCAGCUACAACGUAGGAUCAGGCACAUAUAUGCGUCGGUCCAAGUUGCCAUCCCCAUUAACACAACAAGAUGGACACCGGAUUCAUAUAAGUAGUUAAUUCAGAGGUGGUAAUAUAUAAAAGAAUGAUUGCAAUAAGGAUAUAGUACAGAAAGAAAGAAUUAGUUCGUACAAAGAAAGAUAUGAAGCGAUUUUAAUCUCUUAGUUUAAGGGAAGACAGAGAGUGUAUACACCGACGUCAUUGUGAUCGAUUCUGAGC